Molecule: messenger RNA, 8013 nt
Organism: Artibeus jamaicensis (Jamaican fruit-eating bat)
Lineage: Eukaryota; Metazoa; Chordata; Mammalia; Chiroptera; Phyllostomidae
Product: probable ATP-dependent RNA helicase DDX60
Exons: 39
Coding region: 267-5693 (1808 amino acids)
Cellular component (GO): cytoplasm
Molecular function (GO): nucleic acid binding; ATP binding
Source: RefSeq, a predicted model, not a curated record
GAAACUAAAAGCAGGGUGACUCAGUUGCUGCAGAGAAGUUGCUCUUGUUCAUUUAGAGAAAAAGCAGAGCUCUGAUUGAACCCCUGAGGGCAGACUUGCCCCCUCUUGUGACCUGGGCUGGCUGUUGGACUGUAAAAAGAAAACUACAGAUCCCAGUUGCCUUUGCCUGAAAAGACAUAUCCAAAAAAUUAUUGCUAAGGCCGAUGUGAAAGAAUUUCCUGCCAGUAUUUUCUUCUACAGGUCUAUGGUUUCAGGUCUUCCAUAUCAUGGCUUCCGCAUCUCCUAUGUCAGAUGAAACCUCCAGCCCUAGUAACAGUGAGAGUGAGAGUGAGCGUGAGAGUGACGCUGAAAGUGACAGCGCUGACGACAGCGAGACCGUGGAGAGCUUGUCCUCGUUUGAUCAGUCUGAAGAAGAAGAUCAUCUAAGCUCAGAAGACAUAAUAAAAGAAGAGCCAGCUUCUGGGCCAUUGCCCUGUGAGUUUGAAAUCGAUAAAGAGAAACCUUCUGAUGUGGAAGCUACAGAGGAGAGCAGCUAUGAUUUAGAAAGAUCAGGAUUAACUGAAAGUAAGAAAGUUCUGAGGACGCUUUCAUUGUUGAUUUGGAAUACUCUGUCAAAAUCUCGAAUGGUGAGCUUACUUAAAGACUUUGUUGAAUCUGAAUUUUUUUUGAUUGAUGGAGAUUCACUAUUCAUCACUUGUGUUUCAAAUGUGAACUUCAAGAAAGGACAAACUCUUCACUUCUUCUAUAUUGUAGAACAAUUUCUGCAUGAUUUCAUUCAAAAGGAAGCCAAAUUUAUAAUAGUUUUCUUUAAGGAUGCAGAAAAUCUGUAUUCUAAUUGCCCUGAACUUUUGGCCCUUCGUACCAUAUUGAUUCAACAUUUAGAAUAUAAUACUGAUGUCACUAUUCAUACAGAAUUUUCCAACUGUCUGACACCAGAAUGGGAGAUAUUUCUUAAAGAAUGUUAUCCAUGUUUCCUAAUUGUCACAGAAAAGGGAAUAAUACCUCGUCAAACAGACUUUUUAAACAUUUUUAUCAUUCACGCUCUUCAGAAGAAAAUCAAUAUUGUACAGUGUUCAGGAAUAGAGUCAGAUGCCCUUAGAAUUUAUGGAUACUAUGCCUCAAGUUGCUAUUCACAUAAACAGUUUUUUGAAAAGAACGAGAUACCACUGCAACAUGCCUUAUAUGCCUACAUAGUAGAGUAUUACCAAAAGUCACAGGAAAGAGAAAUAUUUCUGUAUGGUCAUUUGAGACUAAACUUGGGAGAAAUGCAGAAAGAGAUACAUCAAGCCUUGUCCUUGCUUCACAGUCCGGGCCCUGAAGGAGCGGAUGUGAGAAGUGUUGUGUGCUCUGUCUCAUGUGCCGUGACACUGAAACUCUAUACAGAAAUGUUACAUGGUGCACAAGACCUUGAAAGCCCAACCACCAGUACAGAAGAGCAGAACACACAGGACUUGAAGAAAACACCAACACUAAAUGAAGCUGCAGAUCUUUGCAGAAUGCACUGUCUUAGUGUGAUUUGCCUUCAACAUUUACCCCUGUUUCAAAGAGCUAAGAGUAGAAUUAUUACUUCUGCUUGGGACAAGACUCUUUUACCAAUUCUGAGAAUGUUAAAAUACUGUGAAUUUUUCACCCUAAAACAAUUAAAGGCUAGAAACAAUUGGAAUGUGAAUUACACUGGCCUGCCUGACUUAACUGAUAAUAAUUUGUGCAAAAAUAUUGCUUAUUAUUAUGAAGUUGAAUAUAGUAGAGGACUAACCCUGGAACUGGGUGACACGUUGAAACAGAGCUAUCAGACACUGUGGAACAUGGUUUUAACAGUAUCCGGGGAUGGCGAUUUCGGAGGACCCAUGCCCGUGAGGACAACGUCCAGGCCAUUUCUUACACACAAAGAAACGUCACCUAGAGGAUCAAAACAAGAAAUUCAUAAAUUAGGACUCAUUCCUCUGAAAGCAGAAAUUAUAGAAGAUUAUGCUGGAGAUAUUUUGUCAGAACUACCUUUUUUAAGCAGUGAUGACCCAGCUAUUGCAUCUCUUUCUGAGAAGAAAGAAUGUGAUGAACUCAUGCACUGGCAUUCUUUUAGACCACUCAGUGAUGAUUUUGAAAAGAUGAUGUGCAGCACUAAAUCCAAAGAUGCCAGAGAACGAAAGGAUAUACAGAAAUUACAGUGUUUUUAUCAUCUCUUUGGAAAAUCUAUGAUAGGAAGCAACAGAUCAGUAAGGGUUAUAAGAGGAAGAGAGCUGCCACCUCCAGGAAACUCUUCAGUGCAAAAGAAAAAAAAACACCAGAAGACAAGUGCAGAAAAAAUUAUUGAGGAAAAUCAAAAGAGACAGCUAGCUAAACUAGAGAAAAAACAGGAAGAAAGAUGGAAUAACUUGUCUGACUAUAUUGAAAAGGAAAUUAAAGAAAACCCUAACUCUGGAAUAAAAAGACUAGAGGAUUUUAUCCAAGGAUGCCCGAUUAAGUCUGUAAAAUUUGCUGCAGAAAUGGUAGGAUUGGAUGCCUGUUUCAAAUUAUGGGUGGAACACUGUUCAAAACCAGAAACAGUAUCCAGAGAUAUAAACAUAAUAAUUAACUUGAUGAAAAGGAUUCAUAUAAUUCAUGAAAAACAUUCCGAACUAUUACAAAAUGUACAUCGACAAAAAAUAGCCAAAUAUCUAAAAUAUAUUGGAUUUGACAACUUGGCACACUUACUAUGUCCUCAGGUACAGGAGUCAAGUUCUGAGAAGGAUACUUCUAAAUAUUCAGUUCACAUGGGGGCAGCUCGGUUUCAGUUAACAUACAUGAGCCCUUACUUAUUUCGAGAAGAAAGAAGUGAUCCUGAUCCCAGAGUGCAUCAUUUCAUACCAGACACGUGGCAGAGGGAACUUCUUGAUGUCGUAGAUAAUAAUGAAUCUGCUGUAAUUGUUGCUCCGACUUCAUCAGGGAAAACCUAUGCUUCUUACUACUGCAUGGAGAAAAUCCUGAGACAGAGUGAUGACGGGGUUGUUGUGUACGUGGCCCCAACCAAGGCUCUUGUGAAUCAAGUGGUGGGAACUGUCUACAGUUUAUUCACCAAAGCACUGCCAAAAGGGUUAACGGUGUGUGGCGUGUUUACAAGAGAUUACCGUCAUGACACCUUCAAUUGUCAGAUAUUGGUGACAGUGCCUCAGUGUUUGGAAAUACUCUUGCUGUCACCUCGUAGUCAUAAGUGGGUGAAAAGAAUAAGAUAUGUCAUAUUUGAUGAGGUUCACUGUCUCGGGGGAGAAAUUGGAGCAGAAGUCUGGGAGCACCUCCUCGUCAUGAUCCGAUGUCCCUUUCUGGCUCUCUCUGCUACUAUCAGUAAUCCUGAGCAUCUCACCGAAUGGUUGGUGUUAAUUAAAAGAUACUGGCAACAUGUUGAAAGCACAAUGGAAAAUUCUGGUUCAUUGCAAGAUGCCUCAAAAGUUGCCAGGAAACAGCAAAGAAAAGGAGUGGAAAAGCCGUCGUACAGAGUUAGACUGGUAUGGUACAAAGAGCGAUACAAUGACCUGGAAAAGUAUGUGUGUUCCCUAAAGGAUAAUGACUUUAUCAUUGAACACUAUCACCCAUGUGCUGCACUUACAGUCAAGCAUUUAGAGAAAUAUGGAAUCCCUUUAGACCUUGGAUUUUCUCCACGGGAAAGCAUACUGCUAUAUGAUGCAAUGGUACAUGUUUGGCCAGAAUGGACAAGAAUGCAGGAGUUAGAACCUGAAGAAUUCAGCUGCUUCAAGAAUAAAAUAGUCAUUAUGAGGACAGAUGCCAAGAAAUAUGAAGAGGAACUGAAAAAAGAAAUGAUUCGUUGGGUUCAGCUGGACCCAAGCAAGGUGAAUCAGUUACUAAAGUACCUUAAGCCUCAGACUUUUGAUUGUGCAGAAACUGAAAAGCGAAGAAUGUUUCCCCAUUUUGUGGAAAAACUUAAAGAAAUGAAUAAGCUGCCUGCAAUAUUCUUUUCAUUCAACAUUCACUCAGUGGAACUAUCAGCUUCACGACUUCUUACAAAUUCGAUAAUCAAACGGAAUACUGAUAAAGACCCAAAUUCUGAAAGAGAGAAGAACAAUUUGAACAAGAAACUACAGAAAGUGGUAAAGUCUCAAAAAAGAAACUGUGCUGCAUUUUUUAAUUCAGAUUCAGGUUCUAGGAUUCAAAGAAUCAUUGUAUUGGGAGCUGAAAUAAAGGAAAUGAAGAAAAACCUUAAGAAGUAUUAUGCAGUGACUCCAGACUGUACUUAUGCAGACCAUACAGUUGUGGAUAACCAGACUUUAUCAAAGAUUUUAUACAGACUGAGAGGAACAAGAAAAAGCUACAAACUGCACGGUCUGUUAAGGCGGGGCAUCGGAUAUCAUCAUGGUUCAAUGGAAUAUAAACAAAGACAAGUUGUCGAGAUGCUUUUCAGACUGAAGCACGUCAAGGUAAUAACAGCUACCUCCACCCUUGCUUUGGGGAUUAACAUGCCAUGUAAAUCUGUUGUUUUUAUGGAAGAUUCUGUUUUUUUGGAUGCCUUGAACUUUCGACAGAUGUCUGGUCGUGCAGGAAGACGUGGAGAAGAUCUUACAGGAAAUGUGUUCUUCUAUGACAUUCCAUUACCUAAGAUAGAAAGGCUCUUAAAGUCGAAUGUGCCCAAACUGAAGGGUCAGUUUCCUUUAAGCAUUUCCUUGGUUCUCAGACUUAUGCUCCUAGUUGCCAAAGCAGAUGACAAGGAAGAUGCCAAAGCAAAGGCAUUAUCAGUUCUCCAACAUUCACUGAUGUCCUUCAAGCAACCAAAGAUGAAGUGCAUGUUAAAGUUUUACUUCAUAUAUUCUUUACAAUUCUUAAUCAGAGAGGAAUACUUGAAUCAAGAAUGUAUUCCCAUCGGAUAUUCUAGCCUUGUGUCUCAUCUGCACUACCACGAACCUGCAAACUUUGUUUUAGUAAGCUUGCUGAAGAAAGGCAUAUUUCAUAAGUUGUGCACUCCAACCAACAUAAAUGGCCAAAAGAGAUUUUCUGAAGAUGUGAUGGAGACCUUAGUGGUGGUGUUAGCAAAUCUUUUUGGAAGACGGCAUCUUCCUCCCUGUGUGAACAAAUUAAAAAAAAAUACUUCUCGUUCAAUGGUAAUCCUAGAUGAUCUUCCCCGGGAAUUCGCUGAAGUGGUAAAGGAACACAACAGCAUAAUUCAAAAGAACUUUGGUUCCUUCCUCCUAACGAUUUCUAAGUUGGCCGACAUGACAAAAGAAUCCCAGCUACCUCUCUCAGAAAUUGACUUUUCAGGUGAAGAAUGUGAGGACUCUGAACUGGUCUCUCAUUUAAUGCCUGGAACGGAGCACAGAACUGCUGUUUCCCCAUUUGCUUGCCUGUCCAACAUAACCGAUCAAGAUUUAUUUCGUAUUAGUGUGGUAAAGGAUGCUAUGUUCCAAACAAUUUAUGUGGAUGUUACAAAAGUUCCUUUCUUUUACAUGACUAAGUAUGAUAUAAACGGAAGGAAGUCUCCACUGAAUGGUUAUGUAAUGAAUUUCUACAAAAACCGUUCCCUGUCGGCGCUCACUUGGGAUAACUGGUUAAAUAUGGGAGAUGCUUAUCAUUUACUCAAGGAUUUUGCACUUACUGUUCGAGCCAUUAGGAUUUCACUGAGUGAAUUAUGUGACGAUGAAGAUGACAAUGUUGUGUUAGCAUUUAAACAACUGAGUAAAGCAUUCAUUCAAAUCUUGGGGAAAAAAGACUGAAUGUUAAACUUUACCCAAGUACUGUGCUCCUGAAAAACAGAGACAGUCAAGAAAUUUUCUUGCUCUUCUGUGUUUCAGGAAAUGGUUUACUGCAAGAACCACCCUUUCUAAAAUGAUUUAGCUUAGACUUUCAAAUGACCCCCUUGUUUACCUGUGACAAUCUUCAACAUAACCACCCAAAUCCCCAUUCUUUGACUCAUUAAAUGUUUAGCUAAAUUGUCUUCUCCUGCUGACAAACAUACCUGCUUACUUGACUUUAGUCUGCCCUUUGGGAAGGCUUCUCCCCUCCCCACAGGCCCUGAACCUUAAUCUGCCCUUCCGUCUCUCCUGAAAAUGGCCUGGAGGCAUUCUCAGAUCAAGUUCUCUGAUAACUGUCUCAGAUCGACUGUGCCAAGGAAGGUCAACCAAAAGACAUUCCCAGAUUACUUGUCCAGUCACACCACACAUCAUGCCAUUCCCUCAUACCUGAUUCUUUCUAGCCUGGUUUCCUUAUCCCUAGAAAUUAAAAUUCUUUUCUGGCUGACCUUAGAGACUACUGAAGGUCAGCAGCAGACUCUGACCUCUGAAGACUCAGAGGCAGAAUGCUUUUCUUAUUUCAUUGGCCUUUACCUAUUGCAAUAGGCCUUUUUACUUAUUACAAUAGUUUUUUCAAAUAAAGUCUCUCGUUAAGUUUGGAUUUGUGUUUGAUUUGAUAUUCAUUCAGUACCAAUGAAAUAAAAUGGAUAACCUAGCUAAAGUAUAGAUUUCACAAUGUAUUGACCGACUUAUCAAGAGAUGUCCUAGCCUUCCCUGACCAGUGUGGCUCAGUUUGUUGGGCAUUGUCCUACAAAGCAAAUGAUCACCAGUCAAAUUCCUGGUCAGGGCCUGUGUUUAGAUUAUGGGUUUGGUGCCCAGUUGGGCAUAUAGGAGAGGCAACGGAUCAGCUGAUUGAUGUUUUUCUCUCCCAUUGCUAUUUUUCUCUGUCUCUUUCUCCUUCCCUUCACCAAUCUCUGAAAAAAAAUUUUUAAAGAUAUGUCCAAGUGAGAAAUUUUUAAUUUAAAUAUUAAAAAUCUCAUCAAGAAUUCUAACAAUAUUUUUCCAAGAAUUUUAGCAUGUAAAGUAGCUAUGCUAAAUGUCUCUAACAAUUACUCUGUUCAGCUUGAAAUGUGACAAUUUUUUUAAAGAUAGGAACCAAAUCCAAUACAGGAAGGCAGGGGCCCCUCUGAAGCAUUGUGGGUAUACAGGUGUACAAUGCAUCAUCUGUAUAUUGUUUUGUGUGUUGACCAAAUGUCCUUCUGUCACCCUCUUCUACUUUCCCCCACCCUCCUUCCCCUCUGGUAAUCACCAUACUGUUGUCUGAGUCUGUAGAUUUUAUUUAUUUAUUUGUUCUCCAUAAUCUCUUCUAUUUUAUCACCCAGCUCUCCAAGCCCCUCCCCGCUAACAGCUGUCAGUCUAUUUUUUGUAUCUACGAGUCAGUUUCUAUUUUGUUUUUUUUUGUUUAUUUUGUUCAUUAGAUUCUACAUAUAAGUUAAAUCAUAUGGCAUUUGUUUUUCUCUGACUGGCUUAUUUUUACUUAGCAUAAUAAUCUCCAUGUCCAUUCAUACUAUUGCAAAAGGUGACAUUUCCUUUUUUAAUAAAAAAUGGCCAGGUAGUAUUGAUUAUGUAAAUGUCCCACAGUGUUUUAAUUCACUAAUCUGCUGAUGGGCACUUGGGCUGCUUCCAAACUUUGGCUAUUGUAAAUAAUGCUGCAGUGAACAUAGGGGUGCGUGUAUUCUUUCAAAUCAGUGUUGCAGGUCAUUUCAGAUAUAUUCCCAGAAGUGGAAUUGCUAGGUCAUAAGGCAAUUCUAUUUUUAAGUUUUUGAGGAAACUCUAUACUGCUUUCCACAGUGGCUCCACCAAUCUGCAUUCCAACCAAGAGUGCAUGAGGGUUCCCUUUUUUCCUCAUCCCCCCAAUACUGGUUGUUUGUUGAUUUGUUGAUGAUAGCUAUUCUGACAGGCAUGAGGUGAUAGCUCAUUGUGUUUUUUUAAAAAUCCUCACCCAAGGAUGUGCUUAUUGAUUUUAGACAGAGGGAAAAAGGGGGAGAGAGAGAGGGAGGGAAACAUAGAUAUGUGAGAGAAACAUCAUUCGGUUGCCUUUCUGAACUGAACCUGAAACCAGGCAUCUGCCUUGACUGGGAAUUGAACCCAUGGCCCUUUAGUUUACAGAAAAAACUCCAACCAGCUAGGGGUCAUUGUGGUUUUAAUUUGCAUUUCUGUGGCGAUUAGUGACACAGAGCAUCUUUUCAUAUGUCCAUUGGCUUCCUGUAUAUCCUCUUUGAGAGUGUCUAUUCAGGUCCUUUGC